Messenger RNA from Saccostrea echinata, 874 nucleotides. RefSeq lists its product as uncharacterized. The transcript has 5 exons. The record is from RefSeq and is a predicted model, not a curated record. Lineage: Eukaryota; Metazoa; Mollusca; Bivalvia; Ostreida; Ostreidae. Bases 75 to 830 code for a protein of 251 amino acids.
ACUUCUGAGAUAUCUGCAAUGUUAAUUUGCUGUAGAGUUUUCUGUCUUUGUACAUUUGUUGAAUUCUUAAGGAUAUGAAUGUCUUGAGGAUCAACAUUAUUUUCUUCGUUAUACUUAUGAAUCCAGGCAUCCUAUUGGACGUAAUCAAUGAAGAUCAAAUAGAAAAUGGUUUCUGUCACAAUGACACUAAAAGAUUACAAGUUUACUUAGACUGUGAUUUAAACUCUACCUCGGUGACGGUUGAAGGUGACUCAAAUUACAUUGCACACUGUAUAAAGUCUCAAAAUGGAAACGUUAGUUGUGCAGAAUCGGGAUUGUAUAAUGAAACAUAUGGAUUUUUGGAAUUUACUUUCACAUUUAACCAUUCAAAGCACGCUGGCAAGUCAAUGUGGAUUAAUUCCACCUGUGUUAAUGGAACUGAUCACAACAAAAAUAUCACUCUAUUUCCUUGUCUUUCAGGUUUUACGGCGAUAGCAACGUACAAUAAAACACACGUCUUUAUUGUGUGCAAGCAUAUUUUCUUCAACAUGUCAAAGGAGAUAAGCAUUAUAGAUACAUCUAGUGAUGACCGUAUUGAAACAUGCAGGUGGAACGUGAACACAUCAACAACUCAAUGUUUUGUCCAAAAUCACGGACAUCCUUCUGGAAUUGAUGGGUUUAUUUCAAACUGUAAACAAGGGCAAGUUUUCCUUUGCUCUAUGGAUGGGCAAAACGUUAAAAUAACUCCUGAAAAAGUGGUGACAAGUGGUCAAAAAAGUGCAAAGACUCAGGCGAUGAAUGUGCAUUCAACCUAUCAAUAUAUUUUUAUUUUAUGUUUAUUUAUGUUUUGAAACUUAGUUACUAGAAAUAAAUUUAAGCUUUCACCUUUGAAAAA